CACACUUCGCCAUAACUCUCUUCCAUCCAUUGCACUCACCCCUCCUCCAUAAUGUCGUCCAAACUCAGAUGUCUUCGUUCAGCACGACUGGCUGCGCGCUACCCGUGUCGAAGAACGUUCGCCACCGCGUCAACCAACCGCGCCGACUAUGUUCGUAUAGUGGAGGUUGGCCCUAGGGACGGGCUCCAGAACGAGAAACAGACCAUACCGGUGGCAACGAAGAUAGAGCUUGUGGAGAGAUUGGCGCAAACCGGGCUGAAGACAAUAGAGGCAGGAUCAUUCGUCUCUCCGAAGUGGGUUCCUCAGAUGGCAAACUCCUCAGAGAUCCUAGAGCAUGUCCUACGAACGCCUCCUCGAGCACCCCAUCCCAUAACAUACCAAUUCCUCCUCCCGAAUGCCAAAGGCUUGGAUAAUUUUCUGUCUGUCUGGCAAUCGCAGAGUUCGGCGAAACGAGACACAUAUCCCACGCCGCCCCCAUCUCCUAGUAAUAGCCAGGAACCCACUCUCAAUACCUCCUUUCAAGGCUCCAAUCCCACGCCUUCAGCCCCUUCCGGUGCUGAUGCGACGGGCAAGGAUCGAGGCUCUACAAGCUCGGAAACCGCCCCCGAAAUCGAGCUGUCAAUAUUUACCGCAGCCACGGAGACAUUCACGCAGAAGAACACAAAUUGCUCAAUAGCAGAAUCCCUGAAGCGAUUCGAGCCAAUAAUGUCGCGAGCAAAGGAGCUAGAUCUAAAUGUACGAGCAUACAUUUCCGUAGCUCUAGGAUGUCCAUACGAGGGACCGAAUGUAGACCCUCAUAAAGUGGCGGAACUGGCCGUUAGCUUGCUCGAGAUGGGUGCGGACGAAAUAUCGGUAGCCGACACCACCGGUAUGGGCACGGCACCCAAAACAGCAGAGCUACUGAAGACGUUGAGCGCAGCCGGUGUGGAGAAGAGUGAUAUAGCGCUCCACUUCCACGACACCUACGGCCAGGCUCUGGUAAACUCAGUUGUUGGGCUUGAGCAUGGCAUCCGAACUUUUGAUGCUGCUGUUGGUGGAUUAGGAGGCUGCCCGUUUAGUCCGGGAGCUACGGGGAAUGUUGCUACCGAAGAUUUGGUUCACCUCUUUCAUAGCUUGGGUGCAAAGACAGGGGUCAACAUUGAGAAACUGUCAGAGGUUGGAGAGUGGAUAUCACAGGAGCUUGGAAGGACAAAUGAGAGUAGGGCAGGGAAGGCUACGCUGGCUCAAUUGCGUAAAGCAUCUUAGCUUCCUGGAUCCCGAAUGAGGUGACUGGCAUAAGGGGCGACCUAGCCUGAUCCCCAGCAGAAACUAACUGCACUUAUUGUACAAGUACUCUGGAAAUCGAUAUUAUAAAGGCAGGUAGUGUGAUCAGAUUCUCUCGCUAAAACUCUUAAGCUCGUCUUUUAUUUACUCCUGUCAUAUAAUUUCAACCUGCAGUCGACUACCUGGUAAAUGAUAAUGGCGGUUUCCACGCCAUCUAUCGCCG
Molecule: messenger RNA, 1486 nt
Organism: Lindgomyces ingoldianus
Lineage: Eukaryota; Fungi; Ascomycota; Dothideomycetes; Pleosporales; Lindgomycetaceae
Product: hydroxymethylglutaryl-CoA lyase
Exons: 2
Coding region: 52-1245 (397 amino acids)
Biological process (GO): ketone body biosynthetic process; L-leucine catabolic process
Molecular function (GO): hydroxymethylglutaryl-CoA lyase activity
Source: RefSeq, a predicted model, not a curated record